AUGGAGGCGUACGCUGCCGGAGCCAAGUUCGACUGCUUGCUGUUUGACAUGGAUGACACUCUGUACCCGCUGAGCCUUGGCAUCAACGUAGCAUGCCGCAAGAACAUACAGGAGUACAUGCUGAACAAGCUGCGGAUCGAGGAGAGCCAGGUUCCCAAGAUGUGCCUGGACCUGUACAGGGAGUAUGGAACUACAAUGGCCGGCCUCAAGCUUCUGUUUCAUAUGAUCUGGAUCAUCAUGUGUUAUGCUAGGUUUUGGGGGUACGAUUUCGACUACGACGACUUCCACGCCUGCGUCCAUGGGACGCUGCCGUACGACGGUGCUCAGGCAGCUGCUGCUUUCCCUGCCGCAGAGGAAGAUCGUGAGCCCUUUUUCCCGGACUCUGAUUCCCAAAUUACUAAUUCCUCUUUGCUCAUGUCUGAAACUAACUGCUGCUCCUGGCCCGGCCGUCUGCAGAUAUUCAACAACUCUGACAAGGCCCAUGCGGCAAGAGUCCUGGAGAAGCUCGGCCUCGAGGACUGCUUCGAAGGGAUCAUCUGCUUCGAGACCCUCAACCCGCCGCUGACCGAGAAGAAGGAUGGCAGGGGAAUCCUGUGCAAGCCCUCGCUGGAGUCCAUGGAAGCCGUCAUCGACAUCGCCAGGCUCGACGCCAAGAGAACGGUUAAAGGGCCUACAUGGACUCGCUCCGGGCUACAGCCCGGAAAGCCCGGGCCCUGGAUCCGCCCGGACAGCGCGCGCAACAUCGCCGCCGGGAAGGCCGCCGGUUUCCACACCGUCAUCGUGGGGAUCUCGGCGCUGGUGCCAGGGGCGGACGUGGCGCUGGAGAGCAUCCACAACAUCAAGGAGGCGCUCCCGGAGCUCUGGGAGGCCGCCGGCGAUCACGUCGAGGCCGUCCUCCGGUCCGCCGCCGUGGAGACCACAGUGAUUGCCUGA
Molecule: messenger RNA, 933 nt
Organism: Miscanthus lutarioriparius
Lineage: Eukaryota; Viridiplantae; Streptophyta; Magnoliopsida; Poales; Poaceae
Source: the annotation of a GenBank genome assembly